Molecule: messenger RNA, 2348 nt
Organism: Anoplopoma fimbria (sablefish)
Lineage: Eukaryota; Metazoa; Chordata; Actinopteri; Perciformes; Anoplopomatidae
Gene: slc22a3
Product: solute carrier family 22 member 3
Exons: 11
Coding region: 227-1867 (546 amino acids)
Biological process (GO): transmembrane transport
Cellular component (GO): membrane
Molecular function (GO): transmembrane transporter activity
Source: RefSeq, a predicted model, not a curated record
UUGAUAAAAUUAAGUAAAGCCCAGGGUCCAUAAAUCACAGGCAAGUAUAUGUUUUUUCAAGAUAAGCUUGCUCAGUUCCUUGAAAAUAUGAUCGGUUAACUCAAGAAGUGAGAAAGAAAGAAGGACUUUGAUCUCGUGCUCCGCUCGUUUACUUAAAAGCCCGUCUCUUCCCGGCUGCUCCAUCAGACUCAGAAUCUUACUUCAGCCUUUAGACAAAUCAGCAGAGAUGGCAAAUGUAGACAAACUCAUUGACCACAUAGGAGACUUUGGGCCUUUUCAGAAGAAGAUUGUUACGCUUGGUUCAAUUCCACUGAUAUUUUUUGCAUUCACACUUGUCGGGGUUGUUUUCAUUGGGCACACUCCAGAUCACUGGUGUUGGAGUCCUGGAUCCGAGCUCCUCCAGGAGCAAUGUGGCUGGACCGAUUUGGAGGUGCGAGAAGUCACUGUUCCCCAGUCCGAACAGUCGGGACCCUUCAGCAGCUGUCAGAGGUUUGAAUUGGACUGGAGCAAAAGCCAGAACAAAUGCAAUGAGCUUGACUGGCUGACGGCUCAUAAUGCAACCCAGCUGGUGCCUUGUGAUGGCCGGUGGGUGUUCGAUAAAAGCCACAGCACGAUUGUUUCUGAGUUCUUAUUGAUCUGUGAGAAAUCCUGGCUCGCUGAUUUGAAUCAAGUUUUCCUGGCAUUUGGAUAUUUUAUUGGCGCUUUUGUCACUGGCUACUUGGCUGACAGGUUUGGCAGAAAGCCCUGUUUUAUUGCGUCGAUGGUUGGCCUUGGUAUCUCAGGCAUAGGGGUAAUGCUGUCGCCAUGGUACCCGCUGUUGCUUGUCUUUCGGUUUGUACAAGGGUUUUGCGGAAAGGGAGCAUGGACGGCCACCUAUGUGCUUGUGAUAGAGUUCUUUGGAUCAAACAACAGAAAGUUUGUGUCCAUGGUGAGCCGGACUUUCUACUCCAUCGGUAUGGUCAUCCUGCCAGGUCUGGCUUACUCCCUGUCCUCCUGGAGGACUCUGCAGAUGAUCAUGAGUCUUCCCUGCAUCCUGUUUAUCUUUUACCACUGGAUUGUUCCAGAAUCUCCACGUUGGCUGUUCGCACAAAAAAGAACUACAGAGGCCUUGAAAGUUGCUGCGGAAAUUGCAAAAUGCAACGGGAGAUCUUUACCACAUAAUCUUCCAGAGAUACUUCUUCAGGAAGAAAAGAAAGUUGUGAAUCAUGUAUCCGUUGUGGAUUUGUUUAGGACACCAAGUAUAAGAAAAAACACACUAAUAUUAAUUUAUGCUUGGUUUACCAGUACCAUUGUGUUUCAAGGCCUGAUCUUGCGGCUUGGGAUCACAGGCGACAACGUCUUCUUGGAUUUCUUCAUCUCUGCUGCGGUGGAGCUCCCCACCGGCCUCAUCUUCUACCUGCUGGUCGACAGAGUCGGCCGACGCUGCCUCCUGUCCAUCGCAAACUUAACCGGUGGCAUCGCCUGCCUCGUUACCCCCUUCAUCUCCUCGGAUUUUUCCUGGUUGAAAAAGUCGGUGGUGAUCCUUGGGAGGCUUGCUGUUGCCAUUGGAUUUGAGACCUUGAACUUUGCAAACACAGAGUUGUAUCCAACAUCUUUGAGAAAUAUGGGUGUCUCAGUGUGCUCUUCAGCCAGCGACUUUGGAGCAAUUGUGGCCCCAUUUCUGCUCUACAGACUGGCCAGUAUCUGGCAGGAUCUGCCUCUUUUACUUUACGGUGUGAUGUCGGUGCUGUACAGCGGAUUGGUGACAUGGUUGCCAGAGAUGAGCGGAGUCGCCCUGCCAGAUACCAUAGAGGACGUGGAGAAUCUAGAGAGAGGGAAAGACAAGUCCAAGGAUGCAGAGGGCUUCCUUUUAGGAUUGAAGCCUUAAAGACCUGGAACAUUACUGUAUUAUUUUGUUGUACAUAUUUUCUAAUAAGUAAAUAAAUCCUGUGAAAAGACCAAAACCAACAGAAACCAAUCCUACUAACAAGAAGAUCCUAUGGAUCAGUAUCAUAAGUAGAAAAGUCCAAAAGGUUUGUCUGACAUCAACUGCUACAACACACCAUGCACUUGUUUCCAAAAGUCAAAUGACAUGCACAUAUCAACUCGAAGCAACCCUAUAAACUGUACAAGGACGUACACUACAGUAUGUGGCGCUACAGCAGCAUGCUAAAUUUAAAUGGACAUAACUCCAGAGCGGAUUGUUCAUCCUCCAGAAAUCAUGGCCGCAUCAGUCAAUUCAAAGUUUUUCUUUUAUACUAUUCAUAAAAUGCUUUUCUUAUAUAACAAAAUGUGGAAGAUUUAUGUAACUUUGACACAGCACUCUCUGAGUUCUUUCAAUUUCAUAAUGCAAAUAAAAAGAAUUAUGC